Molecule: messenger RNA, 5437 nt
Organism: Mandrillus leucophaeus (drill)
Lineage: Eukaryota; Metazoa; Chordata; Mammalia; Primates; Cercopithecidae
Gene: WIZ
Product: widely interspaced zinc finger motifs
Exons: 7
Coding region: 1-3909 (1302 amino acids)
Biological process (GO): regulation of transcription by RNA polymerase II
Cellular component (GO): nucleus
Molecular function (GO): DNA-binding transcription factor activity, RNA polymerase II-specific; RNA polymerase II cis-regulatory region sequence-specific DNA binding
Source: RefSeq, a predicted model, not a curated record
AUGGCGGUGGUGGGUGGCAGAGAAGACCUGGAGGACCUGGAGGGGCUGGCCCAGUCGUCGGAGUGGGGCCUACCCACGUCAGCCUCGGAGGUGGCCACACAGACCUGGACGGUGAACUCGGAGGCGUCUGUGGAGCGGCUGCAGCCGCUACUGCCUCCCAUCCGGACCGGGCCCUACCUGUGUGAGCUGCUGGAGGAGGUGGCCGAAGGGGUGGCCAGCCCAGAAGAGGACGAGGACGAGGAGCCGGCCGUGUUCCCAUGUAUCGAGUGCAGCAUCUACUUCAAGCAGAAGGAGCACCUCCUGGAGCACAUGAGCCAGCACCGCCGAGCCCCAGGCCAGGAGCCCCCUGCGGACCUGGCCCCGCUGGCCUGCGGUGAGUGUGGCUGGGCCUUUGCCGACCCUGCCGCUCUGGAGCAGCACCGGCAGCUGCACCAGGCCUCCCGGGAGAAGAUCAUUGAGGAGAUCCAAAAGCUGAAGCAAGUUCCAGGGGACGAGGGCCGGGAGGCACGGCUGCAGUGCCCCAAGUGUGUCUUUGGCACCAAUUCCUCCAGGGCUUAUGUGCAGCACGCCAAGCUUCAUGUGCGUGAGCCCCCAGGCCAGACCGCCAAGGAGCCUUUUGGAGGCAGCAGUGGGGCUGGCAGCCCCAGCCCUGAGGCCAGCGCCCUCCUCUAUCAGCCCUACGGAGCUGCCGUCAGCCUCAGCGCCUGCGUCUUCUGUGGUUUCCCGGCGCCCAGCGAGAGCCUGCUCAGGGAGCACGUGAGGCUGGUGCACGCCCGUCCCCACUGGGAGGAGGAUGGCGAGGCUUAUGAGGAGGACCCUGCCAGCCAGCCGGGCACUAGCCAGGAUGCUCACGCCUGCUUCCCUGACACUGCUGUGGACUACUUUGGCAAAGCUGAGCCGUCCUUGGCUCCCAUGUGGCGGGAGAACCCUGCUGGAUACGACCCCAGCCUGGCCUUUGGCCCAGGAUGCCAGCAGCUGAGCAUCAGAGAUUUCCCGCUGUCAAAACCACUCCCGCAUCGCGUGGGCCAGAGGCCUCUUGGAAGGCUGGCCUUUCCCUCCACACUAGCAUCCACCCCCUACUCCUUACAGCUCGGGAGAAACAAAAGCACCGUCCACCCACAAGGGCUGGGGGAACGGAGGCGCCCUUGGAGUGAAGAGGAGGAGGAGGAGGAGGAGGAAGAGGAAGAUGUGGUGCUGACCUCUGAGAUGGAUUUUUCCCCUGAAAAUGGGGUCUUUUCACCCCUAGCCACCCUCAGCCUCAUCCCACAGCCUGCCCUGGAGCUGAAGCGGACAUUCCGAGAGGCCCUGCAGGCAGCAGAGGCCACCCAGGGGCAGCAGCAGCAGCUCCGAGGGAUGGUACCCAUUGUGCUGGUGGCAAAGCUGGGGCCGCAGGUCAUGGCGGCGGCCAGGGUGCCCCCGAGGCUGCAGCCCGAGGAGCUGGGGCUGGCAGGCGCACACCCGCUGGACUUCCUGCUCCUGGACGCGCCUCUGGGCGGCCCGCUGGGGUUGGACACACUCCUGGAUGGGGACCCAGCCAUGGCACUGAAGCACGAGGAACGGAAAUGCCCCUACUGCCCCGAUCGCUUCCACAACGGCAUCGGCUUGGCCAACCACGUCCGGGGCCACCUGAACCGCGUGGGCGUCAGCUACAAUGUGCGCCAUUUCAUCUCCGCUGAGGAGGUGAAGGCCAUUGAGCGCAGGUUCUCCUUCCAGAAGAAGAAGAAAAAAGUGGCCAACUUUGACCCAGGCACCUUCAGCCUGAUGCGCUGUGACUUCUGCGGGGCUGGCUUCGACACACGGGCCGGCCUCUCCAGCCACGCCCGGGCCCACCUACGUGACUUCGGUAUCACCAACUGGGAGCUCACUGUCUCGCCCAUCAACAUCCUGCAGGAGCUGCUGGCCACCUCUGCCGCUGAGCAGCCCCCCAGCCCCCUGGGCCGAGAGCCUGGGGGUCCGCCUGGCAGCUUCCUGACCUCCCGUCGGCCCCGCUUACCUCUCACGGUGCCCUUUCCACCCACCUGGGCUGAGGACCCUGAGCCAGCCUAUGGAGAUGCCUCAGGCCCAGAGCCAGCACGAGACAUCCGCUGUGAGUUCUGCGGCGAGUUCUUCGAGAACCGCAAGGGCCUCUCGAGCCACGCGCGCUCCCACCUGCGGCAAAUGGGCGUGACCGAGUGGUACGUCAAUGGCUCACCCAUCGACACGCUGCGGGAGAUCCUGAAGAGACGGACCCAGUCUCGGCCUGGCGGACCUCCCAACCCACCAGGGCCAAGCCCAAAAACCCUGGCCAAGAUGAUAGGCGGCACAGGUCCUGGCAGCUCACUGGAAGCCCGCAGCCCCUCGGACCUUCACAUCUCACCCUUGGCCAAGAAGUUGCCACCGCCACCAGGCAGCCCCCUGGGCCACUCACCAACUGCCUCUCCUCCUCCUACGGCCCGGAAGAUGUUCCCAGGCCUGGCUGCACCCUCCUUGCCCAAGAAGCUGAAGCCUGAACAAAUACGGGUGGAGAUCAAGCGGGAGAUGCUGCCGGGGGCCCUUCAUGGGGAACUGCACCCAUCUGAGGGUCCCUGGGGGGCGCCACGGGAAGACAUGACACCCCUGAACCUGUCGUCCCGGGCAGAGCCGGUGCGCGACAUCCGCUGUGAGUUCUGCGGUGAGUUCUUCGAGAACCGCAAGGGCCUGUCGAGUCAUGCGCGCUCACACCUGCGGCAGAUGGGUGUGACCGAGUGGUCGGUCAAUGGUUCGCCCAUCGACACACUGCGAGAGAUCCUCAAGAAGAAGUCCAAGCCGUGCCUCAUCAAGAAGGAGCCACCGGCUGGAGACCUGGCCCCUGCCUUGGCUGAGGAUGGGCCUCCCACCAUGGCCCCUGGGCCCGUGCAGUCCCCGCUGCCGUUGUCGCCCCUGGCUGGCCGGCCAGGCAAACCAGGUGCAGGUCCGGCGCAGGUUCCUCGAGAGCUCAGCCUGACGCCCAUCACUGGGGCCAAGCCCUCAGCCACUGGCUACCUGGGCUCAGUGGCAGCCAAGCGGCCCCUGCAGGAGGACCGCCUCCUCCCAGCAGAGGUCAAGGCCAAGACCUACAUCCAGACUGAACUGCCCUUCAAGGCAAAGACCCUUCACGAGAAGACCUCCCACUCCUCCACCGAGGCCUGCUGCGAGCUGUGUGGCCUUUACUUUGAAAACCGCAAGGCCCUGGCCAGCCACGCAAGGGCACACCUGCGGCAGUUCGGCGUGACCGAGUGGUGCGUCAAUGGCUCGCCCAUCGAGACACUGAGCGAGUGGAUCAAGCACCGGCCCCAGAAGGUGGGCGCCUACCGCAGCUACAUCCAGGGCGGCCGCCCCUUCACCAAGAAGUUCCGCAGUGCCGGCCAUGGCCGUGACAGUGACAAGCGGCCGUCCCUGGGGCUGGCACCCGGGGGCCUGGCCGUCGUCGGCCGCAGUGCCGGGGGGGAGCCAGGGCCUGAGGCUGGCCGGGCAGCCGACAGUGGUGAGCGGCCUCUGGCAGCCAGCCCGCCAGGCACCGUGAAGGCUGAGGAGCACCAGCGGCAGAACAUCAACAAAUUCGAACGCCGACAAGCCCGCCCUCCAGAUGCCUCCGCAGCCCGGGGAGGCGAGGACACCAAUGACCUACAGCAGAAGCUGGAGGAGGUGCGGCAACCCCCACCCCGAGUCCGGCCGGUCCCCUCCCUGGUGCCCCGGCCCCCCCAGACAUCACUUGUCAAGUUCGUGGGCAACAUCUACACCCUCAAAUGCAGGUUCUGUGAGGUGGAAUUCCAGGGCCCCCUCUCCAUCCAGGAAGAGUGGGUGCGGCACUUACAGCGGCACAUCCUGGAGAUGAACUUCUCCAAAGCGGACCCCCCGCCUGAGGAGUCCCAGGCCCCGCAGGCACAGACAGCGGCGGCAGAGGCUCCCUAACACAAAAGCAUUCCAGAUCCCCUCUCGUGCCACCUCUGUCUCCUCUUCUUCCUCCUCUGUGUCCUCGUCCCUCUUCCUCUUUCUUUCCGUUUCCAAAGGAGCAAGCCAAAACCUCAAACCGGCGCCCCUUGGGGGCCGGGCACACUACAGCCAGGGCGCCGGGAGCCAGCUAGCUGCCCUUCCCCCAGCCUGAGGACUCUGGGGCCACAGGGUGUCUUCCUUCAGCCCAUGCCCACCUGGUCCAGCAGGGGCAGCAGCCAGGUCUCUGGUGGCAGCCGAUCUGGUCACAGGGGAGGACAGCACUCCCCCGUCUAGCAGCCAGGCAGGGCAAUGUCUGCCAUCCGUGGCCAUUUGCAAAGACCCCAAAGACCCCUGUUCUGGUUCCCUCUCGCCCCCAUGAAUAUCCUCUCACACGCAUGUACAUGCGAACACACACACACGCACCUCGUGAGACCCGGGACCUGCCCCGGACCCCCAGUUCCCGGGUUGAACGACCACAUCAUGCCACGGUGCUUGCUCAGGGGAAGCCACGCUCCCUCUGUGGGGCCUGCUGGGGCCUGGGAGCCCCCCACUGAGCCCACAAUGCCACGGAAAUCCUUGUUGGUUGCCCCCCAGAGGGGCCUUCCCAGCUGGGAAGAGCUCAGAGCUGACAGCUGCCUCCUGCCAUGUCAAGGCCCCCCAAAGAGCCUCAGGGGCUCUGGGGCCCUGGAGGGUGGGGUUGGGGGGUGGGACUCUCCUCCCCCACUCCUGCUCCCUCUCCCUUUUCACUGUUGCUUUCUAUGUAUAGCUCCCUAGACCUUUCACUUUUUUAAAAACGCGUUUUGUGUAGAGAAUAAGGAACGUGGAUCUUUUUAUUUUGCAAUCCUGGGCCAGCUAGAAGCCGGGAGCUGAUUGACCUUUUAACUUUUUUCAGUGGCCACAUUUUGGUUAUCGAUGUACCUAGAAGUAUGUAAAUUAGAUUAAAUUUCUCUUCUGGAAACGCCCUGGGGCAGGCAGCCAGCGUGUGUUUUUCUGUCGAGUGGACAGGCUGGCAUUGGCUGGCAGCCGGGGCUGGGAUCGGGGCCUCCUCUGUCCAGAGCCAUGGAGGCCCUGGGUUUUCCCGUUGGCCGCCAAGCAAACCAGACGCAGCUGGGGAUGAGCCCAAGUUCCCAGCUGUUGGCGCUUUAUGCCAUGGUUGGUGGGGGGGGGCUCUGGCUGGCUGGCAAAGCGGCUCCAGUGAGCAGACGAACAAGGGUUCUGGGCAGCCCGUCUGGGAAGGGAGCCAGGAUCAAGAAGCAGUUGAGGCUAGGGGAGCUUAUCAAGGGCAGGAGCUACCAGCGAAGGUGUCAGGGACCCGCUGGGAGCAUUUGGUGGGGGCAGUGGGGGUGUAGAGAGCUGGAACUCACCUGCUUUUAAUACACGUGACUUCUAGUUAGACACAUGCACCCCUAACCCAAGGAACAUGGGAAAAGAGGAGCCGCUGGCUCCUUUGCGAUGUUAUUUAUUUUCUUGCUCUGCAAAUGUUUAUUGAACAUUUCUGAGAUUUUAA